GAAAAAAACCAUUAGGAGUAUGAGUUUGAAUUUGCUUACUGUAUUGGUAUUUUUUCGUUUUAUUAAAGACAAUAUAACUAAAGAGAUGUCAACGUGAUUGGCACAACAUGUAACAUAAUGUUCUGGACUGUUGUCAUUGGUGUUAUAUUACUUUUCUUCCUGUUAGAGUUACUCAGACCCAAAUCUUCAAACCGGUUUAAACCAGGAAGGUUUUAUUACACCAAAAAAUGGAUAUUCAGAAUUCUAUUGGUGAUAAACUCUCAUAAGAAGACAAAGAUCAGUGAUGGAAAUACAAGUGAACGAAAGAAUAGAGGUUAUGGUAGAACUAUAACAGAUAUAUCGUCACUAGACUUCUGUCAACCCCUGGAGAGCCACCCAGAUGCAAUUGACACAGUCUAUUUCAACGGUUUUGAUGAAAAUGGGACAUCCCUUGCAUUACGUCUUGCCAGAAAACAGAAUCGUGAGGGGGAACUAUGGUUGAUGUUAGAUAUUCCAGGUGUUGGAUUUUUUCAGCACCCUAUUAUGCCAGAUGCUGGUAUUUCUAAUAUGCCAAAUUGUGGUUUUACUGGUCUUGGUGUAAAAUGUCAGGUUAUUGAACCACUGAGAAGCUGGAAAGUUACAUAUAAUGGACUUUUAAGGAAAGGACUAUGUAAUGAUGUGCAUCACAAACCAGGACAAUAUGUUACUGUGAAAAUGACAUUUAAGUGGGAAUGUUUUAAUGAUCCUUUCAACUUUGAUAUAGACUUGGACAAAAAUCUUCUAGCAGAUGCAAUAGCAAGAGAGAAAUGGACAAAAGAUUUCUGGGCCAAAUUGAGAGGGAAGCAUCAGACUCACUAUGAACAAUGUGGCGAGUUAACCGGACAGAUUGAGAUUGACGGUCACGAUGUCAGAAACGUGAAUCUAAAGAGCUUUCGGGACCAUACAUUUGGUGUCCGCAAUUGGGAACUCUUUUACAGAUAUGCCAUACAUUUUAUCUGGAUUGAGGAGAUUGGGGUAAUGGCAAUGGUAGCUGUAUUAUGGAUGCCAGAUUACAUCUCACUAUUGAAGACAGGUUACCUAGCUUUUGCAUGUGGCGAAACUUACCCAGUUACAGAUAUAGACCUUGAUAUUGAAGAUAUUACCAAAGACAAAAUACCUCCUGAAAAAUACUCGUUUACUUUUAAAGCAGCGUAUGAAGAAUACAAAGUGGAUCUGGUUUCCAUAGUUACCCCAGAAGUUUAUCAUUACAGAAAUAGAACCAGUAGGAUAUUAGAGAGGUUCUGCACAUAUACUGUAAAUGGUCGUAAAGCUAGGGGACUUACAGAAUACCAUUACAGGAAUUACGAAGGUCCAUCUAUGAUAACUAAAGUUCCUGUGCAAAUUCCAUUACUCACUGAACCUGAUGUAAAUAAAGAUAAACAGGGGCAGCUAACUCUAACCUUCCAGGAUGAAUACUGUAAGAGUAGUCUUCUCACUGGUGGGAAAGGUUCUCAAUUAGCCUUCCUCACAUCAAUACAUAAACAGAUAGAUGCCCACAUACCUCGAGGGUUUUGUUUGACUCUUGCAGCAUUUGAGCAACAACUUCAGGAGAACAGUGAACUAGGAACAAGCAUAAAGAAGAUACUUUCUGCUAUUAGAAAUGAGGAGCUACAGAGUCUUCCUGGACUCUGCUCAGAUGCUGUGGAGCUAUUGGCCAGCUGCAAAAUAAAUCAACCAAUAAAAUUUCAGCUUACAAAUACCUUCAAGUCUGUGUUUGGAGAAUCUUGUAAUCAUGUUAGAUUGGCUGUAAGGUCGUCUGCUGCAGGAGAAGAUGGUGGGGAAGCAAGUUCAGCUGGUCAGAUGGAGACUUACCUCGGUGUUAAAGGGCUUGACAGCUUGUUAGAGGCGGUCAGAAAAUGCUGGGCAUCUGCUUACACCUAUCAGGCAGUUGAAUAUAGAAGACAGCAAGGUCAACCAGUGCAGACCUCUAUGGCAGUUGUAAUACAAGAGAUGGUGGCCUCAGAUGUUUCUGGGGUAUUGUUUACAAACGAUCCUGUCACAGGCAAUCCUAACAAGAUGGUCCUAGAUGCUUCAUUUGGUCUCGGAGAGGCUGUGGUAUCGGGCAAAGCUAAUCCAGAUACUAUCAUUAUACAGCGAAUGUUUGACAAUCGACUUAAAAUACUCACUAAAAGACUGGGAGAAAAAAAUGUUGAAAUCAGGAUGUCAGAUAAAGGUGGUGUAAAAUCAGUAGAAACUGAUAUGGGAUCAACAAGUCUGUGCUGCUUGGAAGAUGAACAAAUUAUCCAGUUGUGUCAACUUGCAAUUAAGGUGGAGACAUAUUUUGGAAGCCCACGAGACAUAGAAUGGGCCAUAUAUGAAGAUGAAAUCUAUCUUCUACAGGCCAGACCAAUUACAACAACUGGACAGGACACUGAUUUUGAUUUAAUACAUGAGUUUGACACACCCCAACCUACAGGGCAAGAAAGACUUACUCUUGGAAAUAUUGGUGAAAUGAUGCCCGGCAUUGUUACUCCACUGACUGGUUCCUUGUUUGGACGAGCUGUUGACAGGGCAACCAGUGUUGUUGGUAUAGAUUUUGGAGGUGGAACUGUGAUUAAGAAUGCACUAAAAAGUAUUUCUGUUUCUUGUGGGAGACUUUUCAUCAAUUUGACUUGGAUAGGUCAAGUGUAUGGAAAUUCUUUACUACAUAAAAAAAGUGCUCUAGAGAUGAACCUGCUAGGACAGGUUUUAGAUGACCAUAAAGAGUCUAUGAUAAAAACUUACGGACGUGAAGUUAAAAACUUUUUUGCAAGGUGUUAUAUAGUGUAUAAUUUUUUCUCAUACCAAGCUAACAUAGGGAAUGGGUCAGCCAUAGGAUCCAAAAAUGCUCUGGAGACAAAUUUGAUCGGUAAAAUUUUAGCAGACCAUACUAUGGAUUUCAUAAGCUUGUAUAGUCGUAAGAAAAAACCAUCUGUGUUACAAGUGUUGCGAUGGAUACCUGUAAGUAACAAGAAGAUAAAGAUUGCCGAUAGUUGGCCAGAAAAAUUAAAAACAUACACAGUGGGUGCUGAUUGUGAUACUGCUGAUAACCUGUACCAGGCCAUAGAUAGACAACUUCCUGACUACUACGAGAUAUGGGAAACUACUAUUCAUAAAAGUGCUAGGAGUGGUACCUAUGGUGGUAUAAUCAUGGGUAUUAUAUCUGGGGGAAAAGAUGAAUGGACAACAGAGAAUUACAGUGAUGUGGCCUUGUUGCUGUCUCAGUGUAAUAACGUAUAUAGUGCAGAGGUUCCUAAAGCCAUGAAGGAGAUUGCAAGAAUGAUGAUUAAAUUGGGCAAAGAGAAAGAAUUUCUGGAGAAGUCUGAUGAUGAGUCUGUACUCUAUCUGUCGAGUAAUGAAUGUCCUACAGAGAUACAAUGUCUAUACAAGGAUUUUAUGGCAAGACAUGGACAUAGGUGUAUCAGGGAAGCAGAAUUUACUGAGAAAUCAUGGAGAGUAGAGCCACAGAAAUUGACAAAAGUGAUAAAGUCAAUAUUGAAGUCCCAUGCAUAUGAAGAAACAAAGACGGAUCUACCAACAUUAGAGGAGGCAAUCUCUCAGUUAAAAUCACCUGUGUCUGCAUUUGGAAAGUUUCUACUGCGGAAAUGGUUAGUGAAAAAAGCCAGGGAUGCUGUCGGCCAGAGGGAGUUUGGCAAGUCUGUUGCAGUAGAAGUGAGUGACAGAUUCAAACAGGCCUACCAGAGACUAGCAGAUCUGUUGUUUCUUGAGGGUAAACUACCAGAAAGGGAGCUCUUGUAUUAUUUAACACAUUAUGAGAUUGGUCACCUUGUUAAAGCACAUUCUACACUCCUUGUCACUAAGGCUGUAAGAAGAAGAAAAAUAGCUCCAAUUCAAGCAGAUUUAGAAUUUUCUUUUGUGAGCAUUGGAAAACCUCUACCAAUAUUGAAGAAGCAGGCUGAAGAAAACAGAAGAACCACUUUUACACUAACAGGUAUGCCAGUAAGUGUUGGAGAGGUCAAAGGUCAAGCUAGAGUUGUGAAGUCGUUAGAUGAUGCUGCACAGAUUAUGAAAGGAGAUAUACUGAUAGUGUGUUACACUGAUGUAGGCUGGUCACCAUACUUCCCAUUGAUCUCUGGACUGGUUACUGAAAUGGGUGGACUGGUUUCCCAUGGAGCUGUUGUUGCUAGGGAGUACGGACUGCCAUGUGUUGUUAACGUAUCUGAUGCUACCACUAGAUUUAGAUCAGGAGAUUUUAUACAUCUUGAUGGUACCAAUGGUUGUGUUCAUAGACUUGAAGAUACAAUUACCACAGAAGAUAAAACUAACACGGAAGGUACAACAUAACAUGAAAGAUAUAACUACGAAGAUAAAACCAACAUCGAAGGUACAACAUAACAUAGAAGAUACAAUUACCACAGAGGAUAAAACUAACACGGAAGGUACAACAUAACAUGAAAGAUAUAACUACGAAGAUAAAACCAACAUCGAAGGUACAACAUAACAGAGAAGAUAAAACUACCACAGAAGAUAAAACCAACAGGGAAGAUACUGCAUGGGAGAUAUAACUAUAAUUUGAGAUAGCCUAGCCAUAAAACCUUUACAUAUUUUAUACAAACAAAUUUUAUUUACAUUAAUUAUAUGAUUGAGCUUCGCUUAUUAAAUUUUUAGAAUUGAUUGUAUAGGUGUAUUCAGUCAAUGUGCUAAUUUCUAUGGGGGGGGGGGAAUAAUUUACAUUUGUUUAAUAUCUUUUAUGCAUAAUUUACAUGUUUAUAAAACAAUGAAUAAACAGAAAAUAUUUUAAGCGGGUACUAUAUAUUGAGUAUUGAAAUGUUUUAUCAUUUUUUGUUUUACAUUUAUUUAAUCUAUUGUAUUUCUGUGCUUCUAUAAAGCAUGUAUUGUUUUUAAAUUUUGUUUUAGAUACAUGUUAACCUCAUUAAAUAAAUUCCUGUGAUUAUAAUGGAAAUGUCUCUUAGAUUUUUUUUCAAGAUAAGUUACUUUUAGUAUAUGGAAACCAACUUGAUUAAUUGACAGCAGCUGUAUUUAUUAAAGAUCAUAAUGAUUCAAUGAAAAGCAUCAUUAUAGACAUGCAUAAUUUGUUUUAGAUUAGGGUUACUUGUUUUAAGAGAUUUUAUACUUGUUUUAAGAUGGUUUAUACUUGUUUUAAGAGGGUUUAUACUUGUUUAAAGAGGGUUUAUACUUGUUUAAAGAGGGUUAAUAUACUCGUUUUAAGAGGAUAACUUGUUUUAAGAGGGUUUAUGCUCGUUUUAAGAGGGUUUAUACUUGUUUUAAGAGGGUUUAUACUUGUUUUAAGAGGGUUUAUACUUGUUUUAAGAAGGGAACUUGUCUAAAGAGGGUUACUUGUUUUAAAACAAGGCUAAUUUAUUUAAACAGGUAACUUGUUUUAAGAGGGAUACUUGUUUUAAAACAAGGCUAAUUUGUUUAAGAGGUAACAUUACCUCUUUAUUUAGGUUGUUUUAUUAUUUUUAUUUUUUACUCUUCCUGUAUUUGACAAAAUUUUAUAAAAUAUAGAUUUAUUACAUAUGCUUAUUUUUUUAAUGGACAUUAUGCAAUAUUUUUUUUAUGUUUAGUGAAGUUAGCUUUCCUAACUACAUGUACAUGAAAUCAGGCUCACUAGCAAUCCUUAUUUGUCCCUAAUUUUUUUUGUACAUUUUUAGAAUGUGUUAAUAGUAUUCCUAUUUUUUUUCAUUACAGUAAAGGUAUCUGGCAUAAAAAAAAUGGAAAAAUGUGUCUUCCUUACUUGCUCAUUACUUUAGAAUUGUUUGUGCUUUUUUUUGAGCAGAUGAACAUUCAGAAGACAUCUACCAGGUAUUGCCUUUUAUUCAACAAAAUUGUAUGAAGUGUUAAAAUGGUUAGUUUAAACAUUGGAGAUUUUUUCUCAUGAUUUUAUAUUAUGCAGCUGAUCAGUACACCCAGCAAGACCUUCAAACAUUUUUACUUAAAUUUCCUACUUUUCACAGGUUUAUUUUUGCUUGUCACAUUUAAUUGAUCUUUACAGUCUAUUUCACUGGCAAGGCAUUUUCUUUAUACAGUUUUCAGGGUUUUUAUUUCUCCAGGAUUUAAAUGAAAAUUAUGUGAUAUGUUUAACACAUUUUAUAUUAUUGUUCAGAUAUUUCAUGUAUUGUAGAAACAUUGUCUCAUCCAUUUACCUUGCUGUUUUCAUUUUUUCGUGUGCUUAAUUUCAGCAUGAGAAGUGAUUUUUAUGAAAACUAGGAAGGUUAUUCACUUCAAACAUGAUAUACAUGUUCACAAUCAAAAUAUGUCGCCAUUUUAGAAUGGCAGAUUAUCCUAAAAUUCAUUUUUGCAUUUUAAGUUUUAAUAUGGCUUAUUAUUUAGAUUUCUUAUUAUUUAGAUAAGAUUAUUUAGUUUUAUUUUCUUUGAAGGAUAUUUUUAUAUGCUGGUUUGAAAAGUGGGUUGUAUUAUAGUUUCCCCCUGGCGGGUGGACAAGCAGUAGGGUGGGCGGCAUCCAAUUUUUGGCACAAAUGUUUACCAUUGUGAGGCUUAUUGCGUAAUAAUGCAGGUCCCUGCUACCAAAGCCAAGGUCAAAUAGAGAGGUCAAAGUAUGUGCAUGGGGACUAUUUAGUCAUCAUUUAUUGAUGGAUUGUAACACCAAUGAGAACUGUCAUGACUACAAGCAUGACACAUGUAAUUUAGGUCAAUAUUUGCAAGGUCAAGGUCACUAGAGAUGAAAAAUUAUCCAGUUAUUUUCCUGAAAUAGCCCAGAGCAUGUCCCAUAAUGCCCACAUCUCUGUCAAAAGCUUUUGUGACAGGCGUAUUUUGCAAUAAUGUUGCCCUUGUUUAGAACUUAUACUUUUUAUAUAGUCAGAUAUUAUCAUUCAGAUAUUAUUAUGCCUUAAUUUUUUAUUCUGUGAUCAUAAUGUGGAUUAAAUGUGAUAAAUAAUGAAGUUAAAAUGACUGAUUUUGUAGAUUAUAUUUGUACAAUGGCUGCAUAUGUUGACCAUACCAUUACUUUUAGUAGUUUUGUAGGUUGCUGAUCCUUUUAUAACAGAGUAGUUGUUGAAUUUUUUUAAAACUAUAUAUGACUGUGUGUUGUUUUUUUUUUUCAUUAUAUUACAGUUUUGUUGCAAUUUUUUUUUAACCUCAGGAUAGUCAACUUACAAUUGCCAUAAUACUGGUAAUGUUUGUGUUGUAUUUUAUGUUAAAUAGUUGUGGUAUUAGCUUCCCUUACUUUAUUGGGACUUCUUUUAUGUUUACUUAUGAUAAUUUGAUUAUAUAUUUAUCAAAGUUAAUUGUAAGUGAUUUACUUGUGCUUUUUUAUAUUUAGAUAUUAUUAUUCUUGUGCCAUCAUCUGAUACCCGUGUUUGAUUACCAUGUUAUCAAGCAGUGGGUAAAUAAAUUUAUUUGUGUCGAUAUACAGCAACAGGUGCAUAAAAUAUCAACCAACAUUAUUGUGUUUAACAAAAUUUAUAUUCUUCAAUGACGAAGGUAAAAACUAUCAGUAACAGUAAGUUUUUAUGCUUUUUUGCUGGAAAUCGUUUACAUUUUUGAUAUUGAAAUUUUGACAGCUGACUUUAAUUGGUUGCCGCAAUUUUGUCUGUAAUGCGGAACAUUCUAUAGAAUGACUUUUUGCUUAGUUUUAAUCGCCUCAUAUUUCAUGAGGCAACCAAUGAAAUAGCCGUCUUUGACACACUUCUAAUCAACUAGAUAUCAGCCAAAAAUCCUACAGCUGAUAAAUGUCAAUGGUUAGGCCGUGGGUAUCAGACAAUGUUCUUGUGUAUGCAUAUGAAAUAAGUUAAAAUAUUGUAACCUUAUAUUGACAUAUCUGGUAUAAAACAAAAUAAAUAUUUAAAUUCUUA
Messenger RNA from Ruditapes philippinarum (Manila clam), 7793 nucleotides. Its product is annotated as putative phosphoenolpyruvate synthase. Gene Ontology annotation, biological process: phosphorylation. The record is from RefSeq and is a predicted model, not a curated record. The transcript has 37 exons. Lineage: Eukaryota; Metazoa; Mollusca; Bivalvia; Venerida; Veneridae. Bases 118 to 4302 code for a protein of 1394 amino acids. Gene Ontology annotation, molecular function: ATP binding; kinase activity.